Molecule: messenger RNA, 858 nt
Organism: Camellia sinensis
Lineage: Eukaryota; Viridiplantae; Streptophyta; Magnoliopsida; Ericales; Theaceae
Source: RefSeq, a predicted model, not a curated record
AUGCCGGGUAUCGAUCCCUCCUUCAUCACUCAUCGUUUGAGCAUCGAGCCCCAUUUUCGGUCCUUUCGCCAGAAGCAGCGCAUCUUUCACCCGAAACGUAACACUCUUAUUGCUCCUGAAGUAGAUAAGCUACUGGAGGCUCAGUUUGUCAAGAAUGUGGCUGUCAAAUGUGGUCUUGGUCCAAUUUCCCAAGCCAUCGUCUCAGACAACGGCAAGCAAUUCGACAACGCCAAGUUCAGGAAAUUUUGUGCAAACCUCCACAUUCAACCAUGCUUCUCUUCGCCAGACCAUCCCCAAGCCAAUGGGCAAGUCGAGGUCACCAACCGCUCUCUCUUGAAAAUCAUCAAGACCAAGUUGGAAGGCGCCAAGGGACUCUGGGCUGAGGAACUGCCAAACGUGCUCUGGGCCUAUCGCACUACCGCCCGAACCCCUACUGGGGAGACCUCUUUUCGCUUAAUAUACGGCGCUGAGGCAGUCAUCCCAGUGGAAAUCGGCCUACCAACCCUGAGGGUUCUACACCAAGACCCAGAACUAACCAAAGACCUACGUCGGGCUGACUUAGACUUGAUUGAAAAGCUUCGAGAGACAGCUACCGUUAGGAGUGCCUCAUAUCAACAGAAAAUGAGAGCACACUACAACCGUAGAGUCCGACCGAGGGAAUUCGCAGUUGGCGACCUAGUUUUACGUGAAGCAACUCUUGCCACCAAAAGUCCUGCCGAGGGCAAGCUAGCAGCCAAAUGGGAAGGACCUUACAUUGUUAAGGCCAGACCUCGCCCAGGCACCUAUCGACUCCAGGACAUGGAAGGCCGAGACCUCCCCCACCCGUGGAAUGCCAAAUACUUGAAACGUUAUUUCUAG